ACCUAGCUUUGUCCUUUUUCUAUCACUCUGCAUCUUUCUGCAAGACGGUACAUUAAUAAGUCAGGAGUUAGGACCCAGAGAUAUGUUUUAGACUUACAGGACCUGACAGCUCACUGGAAAUCGAUGAAGUGCACUUUAGGAAACAUCACAUUGAAGCGAGAUGGUUGGUGACUAUUUUAAUCUCACUGCAGGUGGUUACUAUCCCCUUGGGUUCUCUUUGGACUUUGAACCACCGUGUUUUCUUUUCAAAACCCCCUUUCCAAUGGAAAUACUCUGUGUUUAAGGAGGAAGAAAUUAUCUUUCCUAAACAGACAUCAUGAUGCUAACAGAUUUUCUGCUGGUGCCUUUGGUCCUCAGCAUCACUCCCUCAGCUGCUGUAGGAUUCAGGUCUAUAGCUGAAAAUGAAGAUGCCCUCCUCAGACAUUUAUUCCAAGGUUACCAGAAAUGGGUUCGCCCUGUCUUAAAUUCUAAUGACACCAUAAAAGUAUACUUUGGAUUGAAAAUAUCUCAGCUUGUAGAUGUGGAUGAAAAGAAUCAGCUGAUGACAACAAAUGUGUGGCUUAAACAGGAAUGGACAGACCACAAAUUACGCUGGAACCCUGAUGAAUACGGUGGAAUUCAUUCAAUCAAAGUUCCAUCAGAAUCUCUCUGGCUUCCCGACAUAGUUCUCUUUGAAAAUGCUGAUGGACGUUUUGAAGGCUCCCUCAUGACCAAGGUCAUCGUCAAAUCGAAUGGAACUGUCAUUUGGACCCCUCCUGCCAGUUAUAAAAGUUCAUGCACCAUGGAUGUCACGUUUUUCCCGUUUGACCGGCAGAAUUGCUCAAUGAAAUUUGGAUCCUGGACUUACGAUGGUACCAUGGUUGACCUAAUUUUGAUAAAUGAAAAUGUCGACAGAAAAGACUUCUUUGAUAACGGAGAAUGGGAAAUACUAAAUGCAAGAGGGAUGAAGGGAAACAGAAGAGAUGGUUUAUAUUCCUAUCCAUUCAUUACUUACUCUUUCGUCCUGAGACGCCUGCCUUUAUUUUACACUCUCUUUCUGAUAAUCCCCUGCUUGGGUCUGUCCUUUCUAACAGUUCUUGUGUUCUAUUUACCUUCUGAUGAAGGUGAAAAACUUUCAUUAUCAACAUCUGUUCUGGUUUCUCUGACAGUUUUUCUUUUAGUAAUUGAAGAAAUAAUUCCAUCUUCUUCAAAAGUCAUUCCACUCAUUGGAGAGUACCUUUUGUUCAUUAUGAUUUUCGUUACCCUGUCCAUUAUUGUUACUGUUUUUGUAAUCAAUGUUCACCACAGAUCUUCUUCCACUUACCAUCCCAUGGCCCCUUGGGUGAAGAGUCUAUUUUUGCAAAAACUUCCUAAAUUACUCUGCAUGAAAGACCAUGUGGAUCGCUACUCUUUCCCAGAUAAAGAUGAGAUUAAACCAGUAGUAAAAGGUAAAGUCCUGGAAAAAAAGAAACAGAAGCAGCUUAGCAAUGGAGAAAAAGUUCUGGUUGCUUUUCUGGAAAAGGCUGCAGAGUCCAUUAGAUACAUUUCAAGGCAUGUGAAGAAAGAACAUUUUAUCAGCCAGGUAGUACAAGACUGGAAAUUCGUAGCUCAAGUUCUGGACCGAAUCUUCCUGUGGCUCUUUCUAAUAGUGUCAGUUACAGGCUCCGUUCUUAUUUUCACACCUGCUUUGAAGAUGUGGCUACAUAGCUACCAUUAGGAACAAGUCUCUAGAACCAUUUAAAAGAUAUACCAUAAAGACAAAAUCACACCUUAGAACUGACAUGUGGCUAGUAUGUACACAGAAUCCACAUGCACAUUCUUAUCCUAAAAGCCGCAGUUGUACAGUCUUCAUAGAAAUUAGUCAUGACUGGUGGGAGGAACCUGAGUAAAUGUGGGUUUGCCCAAGUUGAUUGGUGACCACUGAAGUGAGUUGGUUUUACAGAAGUCAAGAAGGCCUCCAAGUCAUGCCGCUCGUGUGGGUAGGCCUCUCCUGCAUCUACUCAUCUUCCUGGGGUCUGUGUGAGUAGCAAACUGGGGCCUUGUGGUACUUCUCUAGCAAUGUGGAUGAGCAAAUCUCAGCAAUUGGUUUGAGGAAUUAUUCUAGUCCAACCACACCUGGCACAGCACACUUAUUAUUACACAGAUUCCAGAUUCCCUCAAAUGUGACAUCUGUUAAAAGAUGAACUUGAUUGGAUAAGAUAGACCUCUAAGGCAGGUGUUAUUUGUGGUUUAUUCAUAGCAUUAUAGAGCUUUUACUAAUGGUGAAAGUAGAGCCCGCUAUCAGUUAUGACUUGCUUUAAAAUCAUAUUGAAAUAAUUUACAACAGAAGCAAAGUCAUCUGCUACCAGAAGUGCAUCCAUUAAUACCCAUUUAUCACUUCCUAGGAAAGUACUGCAUAUUCUCUGAUAAUGGUCUUUGAUGUCUCCUCAUCUAAUGGAAUCUUUUCCAACAGAGUCCUCUAUGUUUGCCAAUCUGUUCCGUGUGUGUCCCUUCCCUGAGUCUGUAGUUCACCCCCGACCCCCAUCACUCCUCUUAAGACUCAUGAGGAAAUGUCUAUUCAGAUUGGUUUUGCUAUCACUGCCAUCAAAUCCUUCUGAACUUUAGCUUAAAGCAAUUUUCUCCUUGCCCAGUUAUAAAUCCAAAUUCCACCAAGCAUAGUGCAACAUGCCUGUAAUCCCAAAGACAGGAGGAUGAAGCAAGAGAAUUUCAGUCCAGGUGAGCCUCAGUAAUUUAGCAAAACCCUUGACAACUUUACAAGACCCUGUCUCAAAAUAAAAAAUAAAAAGGACUGGAGUUGUAGCUCAGGGGUGCAACAUCCCUGGACUCAAUCUCCAGUAGCAAUAAAUAAAUAAAUUCAAAUCCUUUUCUGGAGUACUUAGGCAUGCAUGAUUUUUUUUUUCCUGCUGGGCAUUGAUCCCAGGGGUGCUUAGCCACUGAGCCACAUCCCCAGCCCCUUUUUGUAUUUUAUUUAGAAACACAUUCUCACUGAGCUGCUUAGUGCCUUACUAAAUUACUGAGGCUGAGUUUGAACUCAUGAUGCUGGAUUUGAACUCACGAUGCUCCUGCCUCAGCCUCUGAAGUUGCUGGGAUUACAGGUGUGGGCAUAGUAUGCAUGGCUUUUGUAAACAACUUGUAGCCUGAACUUUAAAAAAAACCCAAUCUAUCCAGGCAUAAUGGUGCACACCUGUAAUACACCUGUAAUCCUAGCAACUUGGGAGGCUGAGGCAGGAGGAUCACAGAUUCAAAGCCAGCUUUGCAACUUAGAGAGACCCUGUCUCAAAAUUAAAAAGGGUGGGGAAUAUUGCUCAGUGGUUAGGUGCCCCUGGGUUCAUUCCCUGGUACAAACCCCCCCAAAAACAAAAAACGUAACAAUUUAAGGAUUUAACCCAUUCACAUAUAUUAUUCACAUAUGUUGAUACUAUUGUGUUUAGUUUCACUCAUGCAAUUUUUGUUCUCUGUAAUAUUUUCUCCUUUUCUCCCCUCCUUUUCAGUCAUAAUUGAGUUUGUUCCUUAAUGGUUGAAGUUUAUAUGUCCACUUCUAUUAAUUUAUUAAUAAAUAUUUCAAGAUUUUGCUAUCAAUACUGAGAAUCACUGUCUGUAGCUACCACUUUCUAAACAAAAUGAGACCUUUAGCACCUUUCUUUAUCACCUUCCAUGUUUUAUCAAAAUCAUCCAAAAUUUUAACUCCAGAUUAUUAUUUUUAAUAUUAUGUGUCACCUUUCUUAAGAAUAAUUUAUUGACAAGAUAGCUUGUCUACAACCACAUUAUAAAUAAUUUUCUUUGUUUACCAUUUUUUAAAAUCCUGUUUUCCUCUUUCUCUGAUUUCAGAGGAACAUGUCUUCAAGUAAUUUUUCUUUUUUUUAAGAAGAGGUCUUGCUAUGUUGUCCAGACUGGUUUUGAACCCCUGACUUCAAGUGAUAAUCCUGUUUCAGCCUCCUGAGUACCCGGGAGUACAACUAUAUACCUCCACAUGCAGCGCCAAGUAAUUAUUUUAGGAAGUUUUUGAAUGUGGUAACCUUUCUGAGUUCUUAUAUUUCUGAAACUAUAAUUUCUUUUGUCCCCACACUUGAAUGAUAGAUUGGCAGAGCAUGGAAUUCUAGUUCAAAAUCAUUUUCCUUUAGAACUUUGAAGACAUUAUUUUUUAAUACUCCGUGUAAACAGUGAGAGACAUAGUGAGAGACAGGAAAUAAAGAAAUCAUGAAAAUUUUCUUUUUUUAUUUCUUUAAUUAUUUCCUGUCUUCCAUUCUCUCUCUCCUUUCAUUUUGAGAUUUCUAAUAGAUCUUGGUAUUACUUGCUCUGUCCUCCAUGCUUAUUAACUUACUAACUUUGCUUUCAUACUUUUUAGUUCUUUAACUCUUUACAUUGUCAGCUUGAUGAUGACAGCCAACAAAUUUGACCUUCAAGUCAUGGUCUCUUCUGCUAUGCAGCCCACUUCCUGAGAUGGGGUUUUUGUUUGUUUCUUUGUAGAUCAAUCAUAUAUUUGAUUUUCAAGAACUCUGAUUCUUUAUGGAUGUCAUAUUCUCUGAAAUAUUUGGGAAAAUACUAUUUAUAGUUACUGUGAAGUAUUUUGUUGUCUGCAUAAAUUUUUCCUCAGGGGUUAAUUCUUCUGUUGACUUUUGAUACUUUUUUUUGUGUUCAUUUUAUUCUAAUAUUUGGUGAUUUUUAAUAGUGAAAACUAUAAUUACAGGAAACUUGGCUUCUGUCAGCAUGGGGAAGCUUUUCUUUCUGGGUCUAAUCGGCCAUUUCUCUAGGGUUUGUCAGUGGCUUAUCUUCUACUUUGGGAGUUACCCUGUCCUUGAUAGUAGCCAUAAGUAAUCUUGGGCACUGCCCUGAUUCUUUUGAUCCAGUGCCCACUCUGCUUUCUCAUAUGUUCGAGUGACCAUAUUUGUGGUGAUGGACAAAACACAUUACGAAAAUACAGAGGUAUUGUAGCUGUCCCUUGGUCUUUCCCUGACUUACUAAUUCCACUUCUCCUACCUAUAAUUCCAAGACUCUCUUGCCUAUAAUCUUAGCAUUCUUUGGGGUAUUUGCUAGAAAAAUUCUUUGGCAGCCCCCUCUUUGCUUUAUGGAACACAAAAUCCACUGCUUAAUUAGAUUUUUACCAUACAUCUCACCUCAUUCCCUGCCAGUCUGGUCUACGAAGGUAUCUUAGCCCACUUUCCAUGACUCUUUUGAACUUGUAACAUUCAUUUUUAUUUUGUUUCUUCUGAAAUAGUAAUAGAAUUUGAAG
Molecule: messenger RNA, 5209 nt
Organism: Sciurus carolinensis (gray squirrel)
Lineage: Eukaryota; Metazoa; Chordata; Mammalia; Rodentia; Sciuridae
Gene: Chrnb3
Product: cholinergic receptor nicotinic beta 3 subunit
Exons: 6
Coding region: 317-1696 (459 amino acids)
Biological process (GO): chemical synaptic transmission; signal transduction; nervous system process
Cellular component (GO): synapse; neuron projection; postsynaptic membrane
Molecular function (GO): acetylcholine-gated monoatomic cation-selective channel activity; transmembrane signaling receptor activity
Source: RefSeq, a predicted model, not a curated record